Messenger RNA from Saccostrea echinata, 1113 nucleotides. Its product is annotated as E3 ubiquitin-protein ligase TRIM71-like. The record is from RefSeq and is a predicted model, not a curated record. Lineage: Eukaryota; Metazoa; Mollusca; Bivalvia; Ostreida; Ostreidae. The transcript is spliced from 2 exons. Gene Ontology annotation, molecular function: zinc ion binding. Bases 103 to 1098 code for a protein of 331 amino acids.
AUUUCCUACUUUCGUUUUGAUAUUUAUUGCACGUUUUAGCGACAGAAAAAUUUCUAAAACCAACGUUCCUGUGGACAGCUUGAGCAAAGAUCAAACGAUAAAAUGGCAACACCUAUAUCUUCUGCUCAACAUUAUGUUGAAUGCGAAAAUUGUGAGGAAAAUCCUGCGCAGUUCCUUUGCAAAACAUGUCCUGGUCAUCUUUGUGAAACCUGUAAAACAGAGCACGAGACGAGAAAAAUAACCAAAAAUCACGAAAUUAUACAUCUGCACAGAAAUAGAGAGGGAUCACUAGGCCUACUGUACUGUGGGAAACAUACAGUAAACAAAUUAGAGUGGUACUGUUCACCCUGCAAGGAGCCGGUUUGCACAAAAUGUCUUAUGGAAUCCCAUAAUGGACAUAAGUUGGAAGAUAUAGCUGCAACCUACCAAGAUAUCAUAAGUAAGCUUAAAGAGGAAAAGGAGGAAAUAGAGGGGGUGCUUUUACCAAAAUAUAGAGAAAUGUUAUCUAAGGAGAAAAGUAAGAAAUCAGAGAUAUCAAAGAGAACUGAUGAAGUUAAGCAACAAAUAGAAGAUCACACAAAAUCAAUAAUGGAUCAAGUCACAAUGUUGAAAGACAAUGCUAUACAGAAUUUACAAGAAGAAGGAAAGAAGGCCUUGGAAUUGGUUGAAGACACAGAAAAAGAAAUUGAAAGGAGAAUUGAAACACUCAAUAGACUCAAUGAAGACAUCACCAAUAACAUGGGAGCAAAUCCUGGAAUUGUAUUUUUCACGAAUAUAGACGCUAAUACCUUACAAGAUAUGCAAGGAUUUCCAUCUACAGUUAAUUACAAACUAACUGACUUUAAACCUGGUGAUCUUUUCAUAUCAGAACAUCACUUUGGAACAUGUCCAAAAUUUUCAAAGUCAAAAGAAACUAACUUGCCAACUGAAGAAUUGUCAAAGAAAAACAAAAUCGUAAAAGGUAUGAUGAAAGAAAUAGAGGACCUGCAACUGAAACUGGAAACAGAAAAAAAUGGGAUUGCUCGCAUACUUAUCCAACUGCAGAUUGAUAAGUCAAAAAAAGCACUUUCAGAGUUUAAACGAGACAAUUUUGAAUAAGUUGGUUAUAGGAGG